Messenger RNA from Coffea eugenioides, 2472 nucleotides. RefSeq names its product plastidic ATP/ADP-transporter-like. NCBI's taxonomy places the organism in Eukaryota, Viridiplantae, Streptophyta, Magnoliopsida, Gentianales, Rubiaceae. The coding region runs from base 133 to 1182 and encodes 349 amino acids. Gene Ontology annotation, cellular component: membrane. Gene Ontology annotation, molecular function: ATP:ADP antiporter activity. The transcript has 17 exons. The record is from RefSeq and is a predicted model, not a curated record. Gene Ontology annotation, biological process: nucleotide transport.
AUGCUACUGCCAAAUGCACAAACAGUUAAAAUGAAUGAGAGCACUCGGCUGCAUGGAGAAGAAUACAGGUUUCCUGAAGACAAUCCUGGGAGCAAAAGAACAGAAUAUUGAAGAGUACAUAAACAGAAGCCAAUGAGUUUGGGAGAAAGAAGUAGCUUGCUCGAAGCCUUUACAUCUACUUCUGAGAAGAUAACUACCAUUGAAGAGGCUAAAAGAUUCUAUCCUCUGUUUGGACUGGGAGCCAAUAUUGUCCUUGUUUUCUCUGGGCGGACGGUGAAAUACUUCUCUAAUUUGAGAAAGAAUUUAGGUCCUGGAGUUGAUGGUUGGGCCAUCUCCUUCAAAGGAAUGAUGACCGUUGUUGUGCUGAUGGGGGCUGCCAUCUGUUUCUUCUAUUGGUGGGUGAAUCGCAAUGUGCCUCUUCCUACCCGUAGCAAGAAGAAGAAGGAGAAACCAAAGUUGGGGACAAUGGAGAGUUUGAAGUUUUUGGUGUCUUCUAAAUAUAUUAGGGAUCUUGCCACUUUGGUUGUUGCAUAUGGCAUUAGCAUUAACCUCGUAGAGGUUACAUGGAAAUCCAAGCUCAAAGCUCAGUUUCCUAGCCCAAAUGAUUACUCAUCCUUCAUGGGUGACUUUUCAACUGCUACCGGCAUAGCAACUUUCACGAUGAUGCUUCUGAGUCACUGGAUUUUUGACAAAUAUGGCUGGGGGGUGGCAGCCACAAUUACACCAACUGUUUUGCUCCUGACAGGAGUUGGCUUCUUUUCCUUGAUAUUGUUUGGUGACCCUCUUGGGCCUUCUCUUGCCAAGUUUGGGCUGACUCCACUUCUUGCAGCAGUUUAUGUGGGUGCGAUGCAAAACAUUUUCAGUAAAAGUGCCAAAUACAGCUUGUUUGAUCCAUGCAAGGAAAUGGCCUAUAUUCCAUUAGACGAGGAGACCAAGUGCGCAGCAUCGAUGAAUGUUGGAGUAAGUUCUUUUAGUGAUCCAGAAGGUCUUGAAGGCCUCGCGCAUUUUCUUGGAAAAUUGUUGUGCGCUCCAAUGGUGACUUUUUUUUCGAACUCUAUUUUAUAUUCAAUUACUGAUGGAAGGAUUUGCAGUACUCUCGAUUUUCAAGUAAAAGUUGCCGGUGAAGCUCAAGUGGCUGCUCCCUUCUACACUACCACUCAUGCCUCACUUUUUUUUUUCUAGAUGGCUUCUGGGAUGAGAUGGAAUUCAUUCGCAUAUGUAACUGGGAAUUUGUAGCCAUGGUGGUGCCUCCCUCCAUUUUGCCUGCAUCGCAUGAACAUUUCUGAGGGCACUUUGGGCUUUGACGCUACAACUUCUGGUUAACUUCAAAUAUCAGGUGUACUUUGUUUCUCCUCUUCCCCCUCUCUCAAGAGCUGUGUUGUAGGAUUUUGGUAGCAUUUUCAGUUUUGAAGAAUUGCAAGAUCUUCAACAUUCACAUUUGGAUAAUCUGCACUGUGGUAUAUUAGAAGAGAGAUGAUGUCAAGAUGUAGUCAAAAUUUGCAAAAGCCCUUAGUUAUGUUUAUUUACAAUUUUUAAAGAAGACACAGCCUAAUUGUUCUUUAUUGCUAUCCUUUGCUAUUUAGGUUUCUAUGAUCCUAUGUAUCAUGAUAUAUUGAUUUAUGCCUUUUAAUGUGCCUUCGCAUCACGCUUCUGUAGUUAUUAUUCAGUACAAAAUGUUAGUCAAAGGAUAUUAUUCGGGAGAAAAUUUAUGCCUUUUGCGUGCUAACCAAGCAUCUUUUCUAUCAAUACUUGGCUGCUCACUAAUAGUAUUAAUGUAUACUGCUUUUGCAUGGCAGGUAACCUUACUAACAGGUCUAAAGCUCCCACGCCUUGCGUGGGGUGCAAACCCUAGUAUAUAUUAUAAGAAGGCAUUUUUGGCUGGUACACCUGGCUGCUGUUUUGGUGCUGGGAAAUAUGUCCCUUCUGCCCUUUGUAUGCUUAUCAUAGGGGCUUUGUUGUCCAUUUAUGUAUCUGCUUCCUAUACAACUAUUUGUUGCUUUGUUUUGUGGUGAUGUUAUAACUCUACCCUUCUUAUAAGGCUGCAACGGACAUUAGUGGAGCAUCAGUAGUUGUACACCACUAAUGAGAUCUGACGCUCGGGUCCAAUCAGAGAAUAGUGUUUUGCAAGGAAGCAGAGAAAUAGGAUACGGAAGAGUACAUAAACAGAGCCCAAUGAGUUUGGGAGAACGAAGUAGCUUGCUCCAAGUCUUUACAUCUAUGUCUGGGAAGAUAGUUUGGACUUAAACACCUUUACUGGAAAAUUUAGGGACAAAUACAUGCAACAGCUUCUACUACGACUACUCCUCCCCAAAUAAGGCUUAAAAACCCAUGAUGUGGAUAGAAACCUGGAUUAGCUGGUUUACUGAAUUCAGAGGUGUAGUACCUUACCAUUCGGCUGAAGACUUGGCAUUUUCUCUUGUAGAAUUUAUUGAAAAGGGGUCUUUUUUAUUAACUAUUACAUGUAUCAUGGAG